This is a messenger RNA of Mustela lutreola (European mink), 1417 nucleotides long. RefSeq names its product protein phosphatase 1 regulatory subunit 42 (gene PPP1R42). Gene Ontology annotation, molecular function: protein binding. NCBI's taxonomy places the organism in Eukaryota, Metazoa, Chordata, Mammalia, Carnivora, Mustelidae. Bases 278 to 1078 code for a protein of 266 amino acids. The transcript has 8 exons. The record is from RefSeq and is a predicted model, not a curated record.
CGUCACAGUGACCCCGCGCCAGGCCACAGCAGAGGGGCUUCCGGAGACAUCGCGAGAUUGCCCAGAAACCGCGGCCGGGGCAAAAGCGUCUGGUCACCAGGCAACCACACCAGGGCUGCUGAGGAACCUGGCGCCUAAGAAAUUUUACAGACUUGACUUCCAGACUCGGCUCGUCCCGCAAGUGGUGAGAAAGUUGGGCAUAAAACAAUACCUAAACCUGCUUUUGAGAUGAUAUCAGAACCGAGCUACUGCUGAGAGUUUGAUUCAGGAAGAAAUCAUGGUUCGACUAACCUUGGAUCUAAUAGCCAAAAAUAGCAAUCUUAAACCCCGAAAAGAAGAAACCACCUCACGCUACCUGAAGAAAAUAACUCAUAUAAAUUUUUCAGACAAAAAUAUAGAUGCGAUUGAAGACCUCUCUCCUUGCAAAAAUCUUAGUGUUUUAUAUUUGUAUGAUAACCGUAUUAGUCAAAUGACUAACUUGAAUUACGCUACAAACCUGACUCACUUAUACCUACAAAACAAUUGUCUUUCAUGUAUAGAGAACCUCAGGUCAUUAAAGAAACUGGAAAAACUGUAUCUGGGAGGCAAUUACAUUGCUGUCAUAGAAGGUUUAGAAGGAUUAGAAGGACUAAGAGAACUUCAUGUUGAGAGUCAGAGGCUUCCCCUUGGAGAAAAGCUUCUGUUUGAUCCACGAACUCUUCAUUCUCUGGCAAAAUCCCUCUCUAUAUUGAAUAUCAGCAAUAAUAAUAUUGAUGACAUAAGAGACUUAGAAAUACUGGAGAAUCUUAAUCAGCUCAUAGCAGUUGACAACCAACUUCUGCAUGUGAAGGAUCUGGAAUUUUUACUGAACAAGUUGAUGAAGCUGUGGAGAAUGGAUCUAAAUGGAAAUCCUGUUUGUCUCAAACCUAAAUACAGAGACAGACUGAUACUGGUGUCCAAAUCACUGGAAUUUCUCGAUGGCAAAGAAAUUAAAAAUAUGGAAAGACAAUUCCUAAUAAAUUGGAAAGCAUCCAAAGAUGCCAAGAAAAUCAGCAAGAAAAGGAACAGUAAAACAAAGGAUGCAAGUAACUCAUACUAAGAAUCUCUCUUUGAAGGAAUCUGAAAGCUUGCAGAGAAAAAAGUGACAUACCCGAACUUCACCUUCUUCGUAACUCAAAAAUGAAAGGAAAAAAAAAGUAAAUUCAGCCUUAAGUGAUCUGAAACGUUUGUGUUUGUGUGUGUGUGUGUGUGUGUGUUUUAACUUUUAUACUACUAGGCAAUAUUAUCUUUUGUAGUUUGUAGCUCUAGGGUACUUCACUAUAUAAAAAGCCUUUAAGCGGUUUGAUUUGCUUCUUUAUGGCAUCUGAAGCAUUGCUUUUCAAUUGCUUUAUUCCUCAUUACAAUUUACUGAGAAAAUAAAGAUGUGCUUCCUCAUUCA